Molecule: messenger RNA, 390 nt
Organism: Diaporthe amygdali
Lineage: Eukaryota; Fungi; Ascomycota; Sordariomycetes; Diaporthales; Diaporthaceae
Product: cytochrome b5-like heme-binding domain containing protein
Exons: 4
Coding region: 1-390 (129 amino acids)
Cellular component (GO): endomembrane system; membrane
Source: RefSeq, a predicted model, not a curated record
AUGCCGGACUUCAAGCCUAAGACCGCUGUUGAGUUGGCCCCUCCUAAGGACGACCCUAUCUCUCUGGAAGACCUUGCCAAAGCCAAUGGACAAGACGGAGCGAAAUGCUAUGUCGCCAUUAAGGGAAAAGUAUACGACGUGACUGGCAACAAAAUGUACGCCCCCGGGAACUCAUACAACGUCUUUGCUGGCAAGGAUGCUUCCAGGGCGCUAGGGAAGACAUCCACCAACCCAGAUGAUGUCUCGCCAGAGUGGAAGGACCUGAGUGAUAAGGAGAAGGGCACGCUCAACGACUGGAUCAAGUUCUUCUCGAACAGGUACAACGUCGUCGGAGUUGUCGAGGGUGCCACGAAUUUUGAAGAUGAGCCUGCCGCGGCCUCCUCCAGCUAG